ACUAUGGCUAUUCUUGGUAUCCAAUUGGUUGUGACAAUGGUGAUGUUGAGUAUUUUACAUAAAUUCGCUAUUCAUUACUCUUUCGCUCGAUGGCUACUUGCUCAUCGAUUAGUGAGAUAUCUUCAACCAACAGAACAGCAAAUUAAACGUGGUAUUGCUACAUUAGAAAGUGAAAGAAAAGCUCAACAACAAAGCGAUGAUAAAAAUGGUAAACACGGCAAAUCCAAGACACCCAAACAGGUAUCACAUAGAGGGAAGAAAGGAAAUCGAUCUGAUAAAAGUAAAAUAGACGAUAACAUGGUCUCUAAAAAGUUAUCACUCACUUUGGAAGCGGAAGUUCAUCCAAUUGAUUUAAUUCAGUUAAAUUUUUACAAAGAAUACCAAUGGUUAAUUGAUUUUGCCUUAUAUGCAUCAUUGGUGUACAUUAUUUCCGAAGUCCAAUAUUAUUUGAUACCCGCAAGUCGGGAAAUGAAUCUCAGUCUAAUUUGGUGUCUUCUUGUCAUUGGUUUCACUACAAAACUUUUACUAUCCAUAACUGGAAUCUAUUUCCAAGGAAAUGAUGAUGCUAUUGGUGAACGUUCAAUGUGUCUAGUGUCUGGUUGCCUUUUCUUUCUUUUCUCAAUGAUUGUUCUAAUUGCUGACGAAAAUUUUCUCGAAUUUGGAUUGAAUCCAGCCUAUUCUUCCUUUAAUUCAAGUGCUACUCAAUUCUUUGAGGCUCAUGGUCUCCAUGAAAGUACCAAAGGUGUCACAUCUAAAUUGCUUUUCAAAUUUUGGCUUGCGGUUUGGAGCGGACUCAUUGGUGCUCUUUUCAUCUUUCCUGGUCUUCGAUUUGCUCAAAUGCACAAAGAUUCAUUAGAAUAUGCUGAAGGAAAACCAAUUAGACAACUUUUGUUCCAUACAGCUUUUAUCCCUUUAAUUAUUAUUCUCUUGUGGAUCAAACCUAUCGGUCGUGGAUAUUUCACCGAAAAAGAAUGGCCUAAUAGGGGAGUUUUAAUGACUCCGGUCACAUUUGACACUCUUCGAAUCGCCGUCAUCCUUUCAAUCAUGAUAUUCCGUCUCAUUCUGAUGCCAAAGUAUCUACAAGCCUAUUUGAACUUAGCUCCGCGUAAAUUAAGUAAAUUAACUCGAGAAUCGGGUAAAAUUAAAACUGAAGUUAUUCAACGAACGGUUUCAGGAGUAUUUUAUUAUCUGUGUGUUGUUUGCCUCCAAUACGUUUGUCCACUUUUGUUGAUUCUUUUCACUGGAAUUUUGAUGAAAAAUAUGGGAGACUAUCAAUGGACAAGCUUAUUUACUGGUCAAUCAAGUGGACAAUCUGAAGCUUAUCAAUUUGGUUCAUCGGAUCAAUUCAGUCUCAAAGAGUUAAAAGCUAUUUUCAAUCCAAUAUUCUUCAGAGGAAUCCUUGGUUACAUGUCUUGGUGGCUUUCGGUGGUUUGGUUUACCACCAGUGUAAUUGGUUUCAUUUAUCACUCUUAUUUUAGUAGAGAAACCGAAAGAUCCUAGAUGAGUUAAUUUAGUUGUGAUAAAUUAGUUAAUCUUUUAUACCUUUUGGUAUAAAAAUCUAAAUCAUUUAUAUUCCUCAUCAUCAUAACCACUGCCCCGUUUCAUUGAAACAAAUUUUACUAUCCAAAUUAUUUUGGACUCUUUAGUAGUAAUCAAUUUUUACCAUUACCAGAAAUCUAGUCUCUAAUCAAUAAGCUAAUUUACUUUAACAAAUGUAAAAAGCAAAUCAAUUGCUUCACAAUUACUAUCAUAAAUAUCAAAGUGACAAUUUGAUCAACUCCUAAUUAGAUUGUUUUCCCAACUGUUGAUUUUACUCAAAAUCGAUUGCAAUUGAUUUGUUGUUUGUUGAAUUACAGUUGAAAAAAGGGAAAAAGAGAUCCGAUCAAUAGUGAAAUUUAUUGUUGAUCAAUUCGUUUGAAGGUGACAACAGGACAGUUAAAGUUUCAUGUGGAUAAACAAGAUUUGUAUUGUAUAAAUUAUAUCAACGGAAUGGUACAAUUAACGAUUGGAUUAAAAUUGGAUUGGAUCAAAUUAA
This is a messenger RNA of Panonychus citri (citrus red mite), 2035 nucleotides long. RefSeq names its product transmembrane protein 161B-like (gene emei). NCBI's taxonomy places the organism in Eukaryota, Metazoa, Arthropoda, Arachnida, Trombidiformes, Tetranychidae. The record is from RefSeq and is a predicted model, not a curated record.